Molecule: messenger RNA, 3157 nt
Organism: Triticum aestivum (bread wheat)
Lineage: Eukaryota; Viridiplantae; Streptophyta; Magnoliopsida; Poales; Poaceae
Product: protein FAR1-RELATED SEQUENCE 5
Exons: 6
Coding region: 207-1241 (344 amino acids)
Biological process (GO): regulation of DNA-templated transcription
Molecular function (GO): zinc ion binding
Source: RefSeq, a predicted model, not a curated record
GGUCCGUCACUAGAACUUGACCCUAGGAUCUGAAACGUAAGCUCCGCCGUUUGCUCCGGUGACAGCGCCGUCAAUGUGGCAGUAAAUGCUGGUUGGUGGUCGAAUUGUGUAGCAACUGGAGAAAAUCAUGGCCUACUGAACACCCUCUCCCCAUUCCCCUUUCCAUCCCACCCUCCAGGACUUGAAGCCGGCGACAGGCGAAACCCAUGGCGGCGGCGCAAAGUGCGGCGAUGUCGGCCGGAAUAUUCCAAAACGGACUGGAAUUUCUGCUAGAUCCAGUUGACAGGUUCCCGUUGACAGAGGUCACUGCCGAUGUUGAGCGGCCAGAUCCGUUGGUGCUGAUGGACGUCCGCCGCUCAGCACCUGCAACUGCAGACUCGUCGUGCGCGGUUGUUGUUGGCAACCUCGGCGGCUCUUCUGAACAGAACAGAACCGGCAGCAAGAGGAAGUGUUCCCCGACACAGUCGGCCGAGUCCACCGGGAAGGUGACCUCAGAGGCACCGGGAUGGACUAGAAGGUUGCGACUUGGGCGUGCACCUCCAAAUAGGAAACCCUUUGCUGGUAGAGUUACACCAUUGGAAGAGACUAUAAGGAGAUACGCGGACAAACCUACGGAAAAUGUAGUUAAACCUGAGAUUGGUAUGAGUUUUGAUUCGCUUGGAGAAGCAUAUGAUUUUUACAACUUGUACUCUUGGGAGCUUGGAUUUGGUAUAAGGUAUGGCAAGAGCCGUUUGAAUGCCGAGAAGACAAAAUGUAUGCAGAAAAUCGUAUGUGGCUGCUCGGGGAAACCAGAACAACAGAACAGCCGGUCUUGCAGAUGCGAGUGCCCUGCAAUGAUCGGAUUGCUAAAGGCUGCAGACAACGGAUGGUACAUUGCUGAGCACCGGGCAAGUCACAAUCAUUCCCUAUCUCUUACUUGCGGCGAAAAAGUUCAUUGGCCGUCUCACAAGCACAUAGAUGUGUACACAAAACAUCUGGUGAAGCAACUGCGGGCAAACAAUGUCAACCUCAACAAGGUUUACAGCAUCAUUGGCAGCUUCUUUGGUUCGUCACAAAGCGUGCCUUUCACAAAAAGGUCUCUGCGUCAUCUCUGUGGUAGAAUUAGUCGAGACCAGGCAGAUGAUGAUGUGAACAAAACCUUGGCUGUGUUCAAGGAGAUACAGCGGAAUUACCCGGAAUUCACGUACCGAGUCCAAGGUGAUGAGGAAAGUAGAAUAAAAAAAUCUAAUGUGGACGAAUAGGAACAGCAAGUUGCAGUACAGGUUCUUUGGUGAUGCCAUCACAUUCGAUAUGACGUACCGGACAAACUUGUAUGAGAUGCCCUUUCGUUUGUUCGUUGGUGUGAACAAUCACUUCCAGAGCAUUAUACUUGCGGGGGUCCUUAUGCGUGAUGAGCAGGUCGAGAGUUUCCCGUGGGUGUUUUCUGAGUUUGUGAACAUGAUGGGGGGUAAACAUCCACAAACUAUAUUAAUGGCCAAGCAAGAGCCAUGGAGGUAGCUAUAAAAAGCGAGCUCCCUGGGACUGUGCACAGAUGGUGCAAGUGGCACAUUCUAAAGAAAGCAAAAGAGAACCUUGGCCCACUGUACACAAGGAAGAGUGAGUUUAGAGCCGAAUUCCACAAAGUGGUGAAUCACAUGAUAAGUGUGGAUGAAUUUGAGACUGCUUGGGGUAUACUUGUUGACAAAUAUAAUCUAAAGUCCCACAAUUACAUGACAAACCUGUAUGAGAUACGUGACAAGUGGGCGAAGCCAUACUUCAAAGGUGUCUUCUGCGCCAAAAUGACGAGCACCCAGCGAAGCGAGAGUGCGAAUAACUUGCUGAAAAUGUGCAUGCCGCCAUCAAGCCAAAUGCACGUGUUUGUGAAGCAAUACACGAGGCUUCAAUUUGACAGGGAAUCAGAUGAGAGCUAUGAAGAGAAAAGGACAAGAGUUAGUGGCGCUGUAAUGCGGACAAACAUUGCUAUCGAGAGGCGCGCGAGUAAAAUAUAUACGAGAAAGAUGUUUGAACAAUUUGGUGAGAACCUCUUCGAGGGUGGUUCAUACCAAGUCGAAGAAGUGGAGAAGAAAAACAAAUAUAUCGCAAGGCACAACAAUGCUGAGAAACUAGAAAAGUGGAGCAAGGUCGAAUACGAGGUGACCAUAUCAGAUAACGGUGAUUGGUUCGAUUGUGAGUGUGGGCAGUUUGCUCACAUGGGCAUGCUGUGCUGCCACGCUCUAAAUUUCCUCACUGCAAAAACUUAUCCAAGAGUUUGUUGUCACUGAAAGUUUUGACCUCCAUGCAUCAUACUUAGUUUUUGCUCGUGUAUGCAGGUUAUGGACCACAUUGGUGUGCAAGAGAUACCCAAGUGCCACAUAUUAAAAAGGUGGACAAAAGAUGCUAGGGACAUCUUGCCGCAACACAUUGCUCAUUUUCAAAAGGACCUAGCUGCUACUCAAUCGUUUACCUGUCGGAGCUCAACCCUGUACCUGCAUGCUAUGGAAUUGGUGAGGAUUGGAGACUCGUCAGUCGCUGCCUACGAGCUUGUACUAGGGAGGAUCAAAGAAUUAUUCCUGGAGGCCUCUCCGUUAACGGAAAAAAGGGAUGGUCUUGGAAUUGAAGAUAGGAUAGCUGCUGAAGCAAAUAUGAAGAACAAUGGCUCAGCUGUAGCAACCCUGAACAUUGAUGCAGAAUUGUUUGAAAACGAUAACAGCAUGACAGCAUCUGGCAAUUGGGAUGCACUUGCUGGUCUGUCAGCUCCCAGCAAGAAGAGAGGUGUGGGCCGGCCGUGUUCAAGCAGAGAGAGUGCCGUAUGAAGGAUUGUGCAAGCGUACGAGGUUCUGCAGUAUAUGCAAGCUCCCAGGACAUAAGAGGACCACCUGCCCCGACAGGGGUGAUGUACCAAAACAACCUCGGAAACCAGUUACCUGCAAGAACUGCGGUGUGGUGGGACACCGGCGUACCUCCUGCACGAGGCCUCUUGUGCCGAAUGCAUUUUAAACAUUUUUUUGUUUUUCUUUACAAAAGUGUGCACGGGUAGAGUAGUCGAGCAUUUGAGUGUGUGCCCCGUGGUUGAACUUUUCUAGUUUGUAAACUAGUUUUUUUUCAGUUGAAGCCGUGCUUUUCUGGACCCUUGCAACUGAAUGUCGCAAAAAUAUAUAUCAGCAUAUCUGUUGUUGCA